CCAUCAAGGUUUCCUUCACUCAUAUAAAAGUGAAGCGGGAGACCGAAAUGUAUCAGUUCUCUUUUGCCAUCGGUUAGUGAUUGGACAGUGCCUGUUGGAAGUACAACACGCGGAAAUUGUAAAAGUGGGAAAAAGGCUGAAAAGCAGUUUAUAACCAUGUUGAAGUUUGCGAUUUUCUUUGCUUUGGCCCUUGUGGCAUCCGCCCAGCACGGCUACCAUAAUAAUCCACAGACAGCCGCUAUUAUCAGUGAACAGAGGUACUUGUCUGGUGAUGGAAAAUUUGGAGCUGCCUACACACAAGAGGAUGGCAUUGACUUUAAGGAAGAGACUGAUGCUGAUGGAAAUAGGCAUGGUUCCUACAGUUACAUUGACCCCACCGGGCAAAAGAGAACAAUUUCCUACACUGCGGGAAAAGAUGGAUUCCGUGCAAGUGGUGAUCACUUGCCUGUUGCUCCAGCUGCCCCGCCACAGCAUGCUCCUCAGCCACACUACCAGCCCCAGCCUCAGUACCAGCCCCAACCCUACACGCAACCUCAGCAGUACCACUCUGCCCGCAGUGAUGACUACGACGAUGGAUCCUACGACCCUCGCUACAAUGACCCAAGCUUCGGCCAGAGCGGAAACUUCCACCAAGCCCCACAAGCCCCUGUGCACCACCACCACCACGCACCUGCCGCAGUCCCAACACAUCCACCACUUCCCACCCACCCACCAAGUGUGCAGCAGCAAAUCCAGCAUGCUCACCAAUUCCACCAGAGCCUUCCCCAGCACCACCAGCAGCCAUCAAACUACCACACUACCCCACCACCACACCGUUUCCAGCCACCAGGCAAACUCUCCCUCAACCGCACACCCGACGGCUACAGCUAUUCCUUCAACAAGGUCUAGAUAUUACACAAAAUUCUAACUCUUUUUAAUUUUUUUCCCAAUUUUUUAAUUUAUAUGAUCUUCAUCUUAUAUUUUUCCCAUAUUAACACACUUCUUUUCUCCUUUCAAAAUUCAACUCCUUCUCCCUCUACUCUUCUAUUCUACUACGACCUCUUCCUUCCUUCAUCUUUACCUACCCCUCAAAAAAAAACAGCCGAAUCAUGCAGCAUAAAUUUUUGUGAUAAAAGAUCGCGCAGUUUUGAUAGAGCAAUAAUGGAAUUUGUUAUUGAUAUCUAUUCGUAUACUUGAUAUUAUCAACUCAGAGAGGACUGUGUGUAUGAACAAAUUUUACAUGAGAUAAAAAAAAGAAUCACGUGUAGAAACAAUAAAAAAGGAUGUGUACAGAAAAAAAAAACAAA
This is a messenger RNA of Lutzomyia longipalpis, 1286 nucleotides long. It is a transcript of the gene Cpr100A, whose product is annotated as cuticle protein 16.8. The record is from RefSeq and is a predicted model, not a curated record. Lineage: Eukaryota; Metazoa; Arthropoda; Insecta; Diptera; Psychodidae. The coding region runs from base 157 to 888 and encodes 243 amino acids. Gene Ontology annotation, molecular function: structural constituent of chitin-based larval cuticle. Gene Ontology annotation, cellular component: chitin-based extracellular matrix. The transcript is spliced from 3 exons.